CCUGCUUCCCAGAGACUGGGAUACGGAGCCACCCGAGGACAGUGCCGCAGCCUCCAGGCGUCCCUGUCAUGUUCCGCAAAGUGGUUCGGCAGAGCAAAUUCCGACAUGUGUUCGGGCAGCCUGUCAAGAAUGACCAGUGCUAUGAGGACAUUCGAGUGUCCCGUGUCACCUGGGACAGCACCUUCUGCGCCGUCAACCCCAAGUUCCUGGCGGUGAUUGUGGAGGCCAGCGGUGGGGGUGCCUUCCUGGUGCUCCCCCUAGGCAAGACCGGCCGCAUUGACAAGGCCUACCCGACAGUGUGUGGACACACGGGACCAGUUCUGGACAUCGACUGGUGUCCCCACAACGACGAAGUCAUCGCCAGCGGCUCGGAGGACUGCACGGUCAUGGUGUGGCAGAUCCCAGAGAACGGGCUGGUCUCUCCACUGACAGAGCCGGUGGUGGUGCUGGAGGGGCACACCAAGCGAGUGGGCAUUGUCACCUGGCACCCGACGGCCCGCAACGUGCUGCUCAGCGCAGGCUGCGACAACGCGGUGCUCAUCUGGAAUGUGGGCACAGCGGAGGAGCUGUACCGCCUGCACAGCCUGCACCCCGACCUCAUCUACAACGUCAGCUGGAACCGCAACGGCAGCCUCUUCUGCAGCGCCUGCAAGGACAAGAGCGUGCGCGUCAUUGACCCCCGUCGGGGGACCCUGGUGGCGGAGCGGGAGAAGGCUCAUGAAGGGGCCCGGCCCAUGCGGGCCAUCUUCCUGGCGGAUGGCAAGGUGUUCACCACCGGCUUCAGCCGCAUGAGCGAGCGGCAGCUGGCACUCUGGGACCCCGAAAACUUUGGGGAGCCCAUGGCCCUGCAGGAGUUGGACUCUAGCAACGGGGCUCUGUUGCCCUUCUACGACCCUGACACCAGCGUGGUCUACGUCUGCGGCAAGGGUGACUCCAGCAUCCGGUACUUUGAGAUCACAGACGAGCCCCCCUACAUCCACUUCCUGAACACAUUCACCAGCAAAGAGCCACAGAGGGGCAUGGGCAGCAUGCCCAAGAGGGGCUUGGAGGUCAGCAAGUGCGAGAUUGCUCGAUUCUACAAACUGCAUGAGCGCAAGUGUGAGCCCAUUGUCAUGACGGUGCCAAGAAAGUCGGACCUCUUCCAGGAUGAUCUGUACCCUGACACAGCCGGGCCUGAGGCAGCCCUGGAGGCAGAGGAGUGGGUGAGCGGGCGGGAUGCCAACCCCAUCCUCAUCUCCCUGCGGGAAGCCUACGUGCCCAGCAAACAGCGGGACCUGAAGGUCAACCGGCGCAACGUGUUAUCGGACAGCCGGCCCGCCACGACCCCUGGCUCCGCCCGCCCGGGGGCCUUCACGCCUGCUGCCUCCACCAGCAUUGCGGCCCCCAGCGGCAGCCUCGCCGGAGCCGGGGAGGCUGGGAAGCUGGAGGAGGUGAUGCAGGAGCUGCGGGCGCUGAGGGCGCUGGUCCAGGAGCAGGGGGAGCGCAUCGGCCGCCUGGAGGAGCAGCUGGGCCGCAUGGAGAACGGAGAUGCCUAGGACCUCAGACCCAGUGGAUGCCACGCCCUGCUCACCUCCUCCUCCCACCCUUUCUCACUCAGCCUCUGCUGGCAGGUCACACUGACUCUGGCUGGCUGCCCCCUGCCCCCCCACUGAGGGUCUCUGGGGCAGGUUCAGAGGCCAGUCUGCACCCUGACCCUUCCUGUGGGCCCAGGCUGGAGCCACCGCCUGGCUUUGGUCAUUGUUGCUGGGGAGGAUUUUUGUACCAAGGAGAGCUUCUACUCUGAGGGACCAUCUCCCCCACCCACACCCAGCCCCCCUGCUCCCUCCCCUGAGGAAGCAGGAGGGGUGGGCUCUAUAUUUUCAUUCCAAAUAAAAUUCUCUUUCUAAAA
Messenger RNA from Hippopotamus amphibius kiboko, 1888 nucleotides. RefSeq names its product coronin 1B (gene CORO1B). Lineage: Eukaryota; Metazoa; Chordata; Mammalia; Artiodactyla; Hippopotamidae. The record is from RefSeq and is a predicted model, not a curated record. The coding region runs from base 69 to 1535 and encodes 488 amino acids. Gene Ontology annotation, biological process: cell migration; actin filament organization. Gene Ontology annotation, molecular function: actin filament binding. The transcript has 11 exons.